UCCUAGGGAAGGAAGAAGGAGAAAGCCAUGAAAAUUAGAAGAUCAGCGUCCUUUGAAUGACUUCAGGUAGCGAGGGGUAUGUGUUGGUGAGGGAGUGUGUGUUUGAGAGGGACUUGGCUCACCUCCAUCCGUGGGUCCCUCCUGUAGUAUCAGCGAGGGGAGGGGCCGGUGAAGAAGGGACAGAAAAAGAAAGAAACCUGAGCCGAGUGGGAGGAGGUUCAGAGGAACCCGGAGAAAUGAACUUCGUGCUGCACGGACUAAACUAGAGCCAGGAGAAGCAGGUCAGGGGAGGAGGGAGAGGGCAGCACAGCUCACGCAGCACAGCGCCCCACGCAGGGAGCCGGAAGACGCACUCCCUGGGUGCUGCUGCUUCUGAAAGUUUGGUCCCUGAACGAAAACAGUUUCCCCGGUGACUGCGAAUCCACUGCUAGCCGUCUCCUCCUCUUCUCCCCCAUCACUCCGGUGUGGUACCCAGAAGUUGACUUCUGGUUCUGUGUAAAGAGCUGGGGGAGGUAUGAUGGGCCCAAAGAUCCUGAGAAUAAGCCUGGUGAUUCUGGCCGGGUGGGCGCUCGGCACUGCCGGCUCUGAGCCGGGCUGGACACGCAAGAGGUCCCUGGCUCAGAGGGGACGCCUGAACCAGGUGCUGUCAGAAGGAGAACGCUGUUGGCUGGGGGCCAGGCCGCCAAGACCCAGAGCCGCUCCCCAGCAUCAUCUUUUUGGGGUCUACCCCAGCAGGCCUGGGGACUACCUGAGGCCCUACCCCGUGGGGGCGCAGGGAACCCGCCCCACGGGACGCAGUGAGCCAGCUGCCGCAGGGGCUGCGAGCCCAGCUGGAGGUGUGGGGCUGAGGGGCACAGCUGAGCAGCCAGCCGCCUCGUGGGACAGGGAUGGUCCCGCUGGGCGGUCUGAGCUGCGGGGAGACGAUGACACUUAUCUUGGUGAUGGAGGAUCCAAGGAGUCUCUAGGUGAGGCUGGGACUCGCGAACGCUCGGCCACGGCUGCCACGGCUGCUACCACCUUCGUGGGCCCAAAGGAACCCAAACCAGAGACCCAAAGCAAGGGCCGGGCCAAGACCAGGCGUCGUCGCCAGGUGGUGAAGGGGCAGGUAGGGGCCGUGCAGGGAGAGCCUGGUGUCUCUCCCCAGCGUCUCCGGCCGCGGCCGAAGCAUCCCCUUGUGCACGGGGUCAGAACGAGUCCGUCGGAGGACGGCAUCCAGAAGGGUGGAGGGGACCCCUCCUGGGAAGCAGAGUCCCAGGGAGGACUGCCUGUCUUGUAUUUCUCCGGGAGGCGGGGGCGGCUCCUGCUGCGUCCAGAAGUGCUGGCUGAGAUUCCCCGGGAGGCGUUCACAGUGGAAGCCUGGGUGAGACCGGAGGGAGGACAGAACAACCCAGCCAUCAUUGCAGGUGUGUUUGAUAACUGCUCCCACACUGUCAGUGACAAGGGCUGGGCCCUAGGGAUCCGCUCAGGGAAGGACACAGGAAGGCGAGACGCUCGCUUCUUCUUCUCCCUUCGCACCGACCGUGUGAAGAAAGCCACCAUUGUGACUGGCAACAGUCGCUACCAACCAGGCACAUGGACACACGUGGCAGCCACCUAUGACGGACAUCGUAUGGCUCUGUAUGUGGAUGGCACUCGGGUGGCCAGUAGCCCAGAGCAAUCUGGUCCCCUGAACAGCCCCUUCAUGGCAUCCUGUCGCUCUUUGCUUCUGGGGGGGGAUAGCUCUGAGGACGGCCGCUAUUUUCGUGGACACCUGGGCACCCUGGUCUUCUGGUCGACUGCCCUCCCGCAAAGCCAUCUCCAGCACAGUCCUCAGCGUCCAGCUGGAGUGGAAGAAUUGGCCUCCCUCAUCCUGACAGCCAGUUUUGAGCCCUUGGAAGAACAGUGGGCCCCCUUUAGAGAUGGGGAGUUCCCACGGCGUGAGGUUCUGCAUGGCUUUGAGCCUGAGCCUGAGAUUGUGUCACCUCUGAAGCCCCCACUCUGUGGACGGACGGCUUGUGACAACGUGGAACUGAUCUCCCACUACAACGGGCACCGGCCCCUCCAGGGAGAGAAGGUGAUCCGCUACCGAGUGGUAAACAUCUGUGACGAUGAGGGCCUGAACCCCACCGUGAGCGAGGAGCAGAUCAGCCGGCAGCACAAGGCGCUGAACCAUGCCUUCAGCCGCUACAACAUCAGCUGGCAGCUGAGCGUCCACCAGGUCCACAACUCCACCCUGCGCCACCGGGUUGUGCUUGUGAACUGCGAGCCCAGCAAGAUUGGCAAUGACCACUGUGACCCUGAGUGUGAGCACCCACUCACAGGCUAUGACGGGGGCGACUGCCGCCUACAUGGCCGGUGCUACUCCUGGAACCGCAGGGACGGGCUCUGCCACGUGGAGUGCAACAACAUGCUGAACGACUUUGACGACGGGGACUGCUGCGACCCCGAGGUGGCCGAUGUGCACAAGACCUGCUUUGACCCCGACUCACCCAAGAGGGCAUACAUGAGUGUGAAGGAGCUGAAGGAGGCACUGCAGCUCAACAGUACUCACUUCCUCAAUGUCUACUUUGCCAGCUCCGUGCGGGAAGACCUUGCAGGCGCUGCCACCUGGCCUUGGGACAAGGAAGCCAUCAGUCACCUGGGUGGCGUUGUCCUCAACCCAGCCUAUUAUGGCAUGCCUGGCCAUACCAACAUUAUGAUCCACGAGGUGGGGCAUGUCCUGGGACUCUACCAUGUCUUCAAAGGGGUCAGUGAGAGGGAAUCCUGUGAUGACCCCUGUAGGGAGACAGUGCCAUCCAUGGAUACGGGAGACCUCUGUGCCGACACCGCCCCUACUCCCAAGAGUAAGCUGUGCCAGGACCCAGAGCCUACCAACGAUACCUGUGGCUUCACCCACUUCCCGGGGGCUCCGUUCAGCAACUACAUGAGCUAUACAGAUGAUGACUGCACCGACAGCUUCACCCCUAACCAGGUGGCCCGGAUGCAUUGCUAUUUGGACCUUGUGUAUCAGCAGUGGAGUCAAAGCCGGAAGCCCACCCCCAUUCCCAUCCCACCCAUGGUCAUCGGGCAGACCCACACCUCCCUCACCAUCCACUGGCUUCCUCCAAUCAGUGGGGUUGUGCAUGACAGGUGA
This is a messenger RNA of Lynx canadensis (Canada lynx), 3112 nucleotides long. RefSeq names its product pappalysin-2-like. Gene Ontology annotation, molecular function: metallopeptidase activity. The transcript has 5 exons. Bases 515 to 3112 code for a protein of 865 amino acids. The record is from RefSeq and is a predicted model, not a curated record. Lineage: Eukaryota; Metazoa; Chordata; Mammalia; Carnivora; Felidae.